Molecule: messenger RNA, 342 nt
Organism: Anopheles bellator
Lineage: Eukaryota; Metazoa; Arthropoda; Insecta; Diptera; Culicidae
Gene: Nop10
Product: H/ACA ribonucleoprotein complex subunit 3
Exons: 2
Coding region: 84-278 (64 amino acids)
Biological process (GO): snRNA pseudouridine synthesis; ribosome biogenesis; positive regulation of telomerase RNA localization to Cajal body
Cellular component (GO): box H/ACA telomerase RNP complex; box H/ACA snoRNP complex
Molecular function (GO): box H/ACA snoRNA binding; telomerase RNA binding
Source: RefSeq, a predicted model, not a curated record
AAAAUAAACAACGUGCUCUAACGAACGGACGCAAACACAAAACCACUUCGUGAUUUCGCUAAUAUUCAGAGGAAAGCAUCAAUAUGUACCUUAUGUACGAUAUCAAUGAGCAGGGCGAACGCCUUUACACACUGAAGAAGCAUAACUCUGCCGGUACACCAACACAAUCAGCACACCCUGCGCGAUUUUCCCCGGAGGACAAGUUCUCUCGGCAUCGUAUUAUCAUCAAGAAACGAUUCGGACUAUUGUUAACUCAAAAGCCGGAACCUAUUUACUAAUAAUGGAACAGUAACUAAAUAAAGUUCAGAUUUAUUAACCUCACUCGCAACCGUAAGAUCAUUU